GGGAGGAGAGGGUGAGGACGCCGAAGGCGCGGACCGGCGCGUGCGUCACGGGGGGCCGGGCCCGCGGUGGAUGGGCCUUCUGGGCGGGCCCGAGGCAGGAGAGGGUCCUGGGAAAAGAUGUUGCGGGGUCCUAAAAGGGCGAAGUUUAGAAGUAAAUUGUCGUAGGGGCGGGGCGCAAGAAAUAGCCAAAAGGGAGGAGCUACGUAGCCGUGUUCAUAAUGGGCGGAGCUUCGGGAUAGGGACUAACGGAGAGGGGCGGAGCAUUGCAGAGGGGCGGAGCCAAGGAGAACGAUCGAAAGGGGUGGGACCCAGGGCUACAGGCCUGGGGGCGGGGAAGAAGACAACGGAGUAGUAUUUCAAAGGGAGAUCCAGGUUCGUAGGGGGCCGGGCUCAAGCUGGCUCACGGGGGCGUGGCCUCGAGGGGGCGGGGCCUAGGCCUCGGGGUCUGCCCUCGCUGGCUCGCCUACCUGCCUUCACCCGCACCCCCGUUCUUUUCGGUUAUUUUCUGCUACGGCCGUUCCCCGCCCUGCCCUGGGCCCAGGGGGCCGCGGUCUGAACUUAGGUGGGCUGCAGCAGUCGUCCCCGACCUCCGUCAGAAAUGGGGAACGUGCAGUCGGAGCCGUCCGCAGGCGGGGGCUCCCGAAAAGAGCAGGCCUCGGACCGCUCCUCCGACUCCCGCCGGACGUCCCUGGCGGAGCCCGAGGUCACCCCCUCCUCCCCGGCCAUGCGCCUGGCUCGCGGGCUGGGCGUCUGGUUCCCCGGCAGCUCCGCACCCCCGGGACUCCUGGUUCCCCCGGAGCCCCAGGCCUCACCCUCACCCCUGCCCCCGACCUUAGAACUGCCCUCGCCAGUGACGCCCCUUUCUCAGGAGGCGGCUGCGGCCGCGGUCUCCACACCACCCCCGCCCCCCGUGGGGACCCUGAUGCCCGCGCCGUCUAAGUGGCGAAAACCCACGGGCCCACCGGUGCCCCGAAUCCGCGGUCUGCUGGAGGCGAGCCACCGCGGCCAGGGCGACCCUCCGAAUCUCCGCCCGCUGCCGCCGCCGCCGCCGCCCCGGCAACUGAUGGAAGAGGACCCCGACCCUGUCCCGAGGACCCCAACCCCGAUUCCGCAGCCCAUGGAGCCGCGGAAGCCGCUGCCGCCGCCACCUUCCGACUGCCAGCCCCCGGAGCGCAGAAUCGCCCCCGCGCUGGCCACACCCGCCGCCGCCCCUGCAGAAAGCCAGGCCGGGCACGGCGGCGAAGGCCAGGCGGGCGGCGGGGCCUGCGGUGGGGCGCUUCCCCAGGCCGGCGAGGGCGAGAUGGCCCGGCCUGCGGCCUCGGAGCCUGGCCUCAGCCUGCUGUGUAAAGUCACCUUCAAGUUGGGGCCCCCGUUGCCCCCUGCAGCGGCGUCGAGUUCCUUAGCGACCAAAGCCUCGCUCGGGGGCGGCGGAGGUGGAAGAUUCUUCUCCUCCACCUCGGGCGCCAUCUCUUACGCUGAGGUCCUAAAGCAGGGGCGCCUGGCUCCGGGGGCCGCUCGGCCCUCGGGAGACGUCCCUCGGGGGACUCAGGAAGCAAAGGGCGGUGAUGGAGACGGCGAGGGGUGUUCUGGACGCCCCUCGGCGCCAGCGACCCACGCCGGGACCCUUCCGCCACCACCUUACACCACCUUCCCAGGCUCGAAGCCCAAAUUUGACUGGGUGAGCCCUCCCGAUGGCCCUGAACGCCAUUUCCGCUUUAAUGGAGCAGGCGGGGGCGUCGGGUCGCCCCGACGGCGCGGGGCCGCGCUCUCAGGUCCCUGGGGCUCCCCGCCGCCUCUGCCGGGGCAGAUGCACCCGGCUCCUGGGCCCCGCAGGCCCUCGCCCGCCCUGCUGGCGCCGCCUAUGUUUAUCUUCCCGGCGCCCACCAAUGGCAAGCCUGUGCGCCCCGGGCCUCCCGGCCCGCAGGAGUUGCCGCCGCCGCCGCCGCCCAGGGCACCACCCACGCCGCCUCCCGCUCCGCCGCCCACCCCGCAGCCGCCGCCCACCCCGCAGCCGCCGGUGCUCCAGCCCACGCCGCUGCCCGUGGCGCCCCCGCCCACCCCAGGCCCAGGCGACUUGGAGUUGGCCCUGGCUCCCGCCCCGGCUCCCGCCCCGGCUCCCGCUCUGCCCCUUGCCCUGGCUGCCGACCAGGCCCCAGCCCGGGCCUCGGCCCCGGCCCCAUCUCCGGCCCAGGCCCCAUCUCCGGCCCAGGCCCCGUCCCCGGCUCCAGCUCCAACUCCAACUACGGCCGAGCCAUCGCCGCCCCCGCCCGCGCCUAAGGCCCGCACGCGCAGGAACAAGGGCUCCCGCGCAGCCCGGGGCGCGACCCGUGAGAACGGCGCGCCUGGAGACGGCCCUCACGAACAGACUGCAGCUGCUGUGACUGACAGCGGCGGAGGGAGUGGUGGCGGCGGGGCUCCUCCGGCGGGGACGGCCACCACGGGCGCCGCGCGCCACUGGCCGCCCUUUCAGGUGCUUAACUCGUGUCCCUGCAAGUGUUACUGUCGCCACCAACCGCGCCAUCGUCGCCUGCCACGCAACGUGUCUGCCUGGGAAGGAAGCUGGUCCCAGCUGGCCGGACCCUAUUCAGGGCCUUGACCCUGUGCCUGAGGGCACCAAGAGGGGCCACGUCCCAGGCUGCUCAGGAACGGGAGGGGAGGAGAUGUCUUCUGGAACCAAAUGGAUGUAAACGCAGGCCUCUGAAGGAAGCCCCGGCCUGGCCCCACACUGCUGAGCCCUCCCUCCAGCCUUGGCAACUUCUCCUGACUCUGGGACCCAGGCGCUGACCGCCAGAGGGCACUGACGCCCCAGUUGCUGUGCUGAGUCCUCAGAUCCCAGGAGACAGUGCAUGCUCCAGGUCCCCCUCCCCCACACUGGAUCUCAGCAUCUGGUCACCAGGACCUGUCUGAGUCACUGACAGACCCUCUGCCUUGAACCCCUGGUGCUCAGCUAAGACCUGGGGUAGGUGUGGGGGACACUAACCCCAACCAUCAGCCCCCUUUCCUGCUAAGUUUAAGUGGAUGGGCCUGCCCUAGACUGCCUCUGGGAUAUUCAGACGUGGCCCCUACACAGACAGGGAAAGUGAAGCCUAAAGGGCUGAGGGCCUGGCCACAUAGCAGGCCCUGCUGAUUCCACCCUCCCCUAGGCUGAGCACGCCCACCAACCACCUAAGUGAGCCGCCCUGGGUCGCCACCAUCAAGCUGGCUGGCUCGCUGGUAGCCGGGCUGGAGCACUACGACUUGCAGGCCACCCACUCCAACUGAGCAGCGUGCUCAGUGCCCUCUGCCUUCCCCUCCUCGACAAUAAAAUAACAUCCAGAUGCCUA
Messenger RNA from Equus caballus (horse), 3323 nucleotides. It is a transcript of the gene GGN, whose product is annotated as gametogenetin. Gene Ontology annotation, biological process: double-strand break repair; gamete generation. Lineage: Eukaryota; Metazoa; Chordata; Mammalia; Perissodactyla; Equidae. Gene Ontology annotation, molecular function: ubiquitin protein ligase binding. The record is from RefSeq and is a predicted model, not a curated record.